CUCUCCAUCAUUUUUGCUCUCUUUGCCAUGGGUAUGGAAGCGGCCGAAGCCAAGGCUCCUAUCAAGAAGAGGGUUGUGGGGGGCACUGUUGCCACAGCUAACUAUUUCUCAUGGCAGGUGUCUCUGCAGUACAGGCGUGGCAGUACCUACAGACACACCUGUGGAGGCGUGCUGGUCAAGAGGAACUGGGUGCUGACCGCUGCUCACUGCGUGGACAGGUCCAGGGUGUAUCGUGUGGUUGCUGGUGAGCAUGACCUCAACGCUCAGAAUUGCAGGGAGCAGUCUGUGAGUGUGUGCCGCAUCAUUCGGCAUCCCCGCUGGACACGAAGACUGAGCAAUGGCAACGACAUUGCCCUGCUGCAACUGUCCUCUUCUGUCACCCUGAAUCGCUACGUCACUCUGGCCACCCUGCCACCGGCCAACCAGGUGCUGGGACACAACUACCGAUGCUACAUCAGUGGCUGGGGCCUGACCUCUACAAGGGGUCGCCUCUCCAACGUACUGAGGUACGCGUCUCUGUGUACGGUGAGCCAGAGCAUCUGCCGCAGCAGCAGUUGGUGGGGUCGCAGCGUCAACAGCAACAUGGUCUGUGCCGGAGGCAACGGCAGACAAGCUGGAUGCCAAGGGGACUCUGGUGGUCCACUGAACUGCCGAGUCGGCAGCAGAUGGGUGGUCCAUGGCGUCACCAGCUUCGUCUCCACCGGCGGCUGCAAUGUAGCGAGGAAGCCCACUGUCUUCACCCGCGUCUCAGCCUACACCUGCUGGAUCAGAGGAAUCAUUGGUGCAUGA
Molecule: messenger RNA, 789 nt
Organism: Engraulis encrasicolus (European anchovy)
Lineage: Eukaryota; Metazoa; Chordata; Actinopteri; Clupeiformes; Engraulidae
Product: elastase-1-like
Exons: 8
Coding region: 28-789 (253 amino acids)
Biological process (GO): proteolysis
Molecular function (GO): serine-type endopeptidase activity
Source: RefSeq, a predicted model, not a curated record